AUGGCGUACCCGGACCAGGACUGCUAUCAGGUUAACCAAGUAGCUAAAUACGGGCCCGUUUUUGGGGACUACGCUCUGGACCGCAAACAAAUUAGCAUAACCGACCCGGAACUGAUCAAGGACAUUUUUAUAAAAGAUUUUCACGUAUUCGCAGACCACCGACGUUGGCAUACGGGUAGCUCUACAGUGAACAUGAUCUUGUUUUUUAUGCCCGGUAACGAUGACUGGAAACGGGUCCGAUCGGCGAUCUCACCGGUGUUUACAGCGAGUAAAUUACGGUCAAUGAUGGCCUCUACUACCGAUAUAUCCGAUCGGUUGGUCGAGUGUUUGGCACAGUUUGAGCAAAAAGGUGAAAUUAUAGAUAUAUACAAAUACGUGGGCGGCUUUGCGAUGGAUGUGCUCAGCGCCAGUGCUUUCGGCAUAAAUGCCGAGUCAAUCUCUAAUCCGGAUAAUCCCAUAAUAACUAACGCUAAAAAAGCAUUUGCAUUUAAUUACGGGUUUGGCAUAAUUAUGUCGAUUCUGUGGCCCCGUAUGGCCCGACUGUUACGGUGCGAACCCUUUGACAUUCAGGCCAUUCAAUACUUUGAAACACUCGCCAAACGUCUGAUCGAUGACAGAAAGGCUCGGAUUAAUACUGAUAGAACUAAAUUUUAUAAAGAUUUCCUGCAAAUAAUGCUUGACUCGGAGAUUAGCGUCGAUCAAACGAACACGAACUAUGACUUAGUAGAUAAAGAUUCAGAUGAGACAUUUGGCAAUCCUAUGGCUAAUAAUAAUACGUUGAUUAAAGGCACGCUAACCACCGAUGAGCUGUCGGCACAGGCCUUGCAAUUCCUGAUCGCCGGUUACGACACGACAUCCGCUGCCAUAACACACGCCCUGUACUACUUGUCUCAACACAAAGACUGUCAGCAAAUACUAUACGAAGAGUUGCAAAGUUGUGAUGAGUUUACGUACGAAAAGUUAUCGCAACUGAAAUACUUGAACGCAGUUAUCAAUGAAACACUACGUCUCGCGCCUUCGCUAACACGUAUACAACGGGAAUGCGUUCAGGACUACAAACUGGGAAAUACGGGUAUUACAAUACUAAAGGGAACAUCAGUUGAAAUAUUAUCUUACGCUUUGCACCGACAGCCAGACCUGUGGCCCAACCCUAACGACUUCAUACCCGACCGUUUCAUAAACCCCACACACCAUCCCUACGCUUACAUACCCUUUGGUGGCGGACCCCGAGUAUGCAUUGGACAGAGGUUUGCUAUGCAAGAGAUGCGAAUGUGCCUGGCUAAAUUGGUCAACAAGUUUGAGUUGAAUCUAACUCAAUCAACUAAAAAACAUGUUAUAACAGCUUAUAGAGAGCAGUCGCAUUUGUUUUUGAUGCCAUUCAUCCUCGGAUUACUCCCCGACGGCGACAUGUCCACCACUCCGUCCGGAUCAGAGCCGCCGAUGGCCACAUCAUCGACAACAACAACAACACAUGCCAACCACGCCGACGCUCAACAGUUUUUGCCCGAUUUGGCCAUUAAUGCCAUUGCCGACAAAGUCGAAGCGCUCCUCACUUCGCCCGGCACCCUCAAGAAAGCGAUUAAGGUUGGUGUUAUGGCCGAGAUGUCCGCCCUUCGGGAGAUAGCGGCCGAUAUCCGGUCCAAAAUGGCGUCAUUUUCCGGCUCAUUGAACGUUGACGUUGACGUUCAAUCCAACACAGCGUUUAGCGUUCCAUCGAACGUUGAAUCUCUUCUUAAGUCACUUAUCGCUGGACAAGAGAGCAUACGUAAAGACGUUGAUUCACUGAAAAAGAAGACGUUCGCCGGGGUUGUCGCUAAUAAUUUGUCGUCGACGUCAGACAAACACAACGUCUCACCAAACAAGUCCACCCCGACGUUCAUCUCAACACCUAUACCAUUGCGUCCAACGUUCUCACUCGAGUUUGAAACAGAAAGAGAGCGAGAUAUUAUUAUUAAAGAAAUCAAUGAAAAGUCGGACGUUCUGACGUCUGAACCAUCUAAAAAGAAACGGCCGCUGAUUGAACUCAAAGGAGUACUCAAAGACGUCACGGAAGAAGAGCUCAUCAAAUCAAUUAUUGAUCAGAACUCGAACGUUGAGUUGGCGAUCGGCAAUGACUUUAGAGAAGAACACUUGAAAGUACGUUUCAGACGCAAGAAUCGCAACGACCGUCUCAUCAACUAUGUGAUCGAAGUCUCACCAAAAACGUCAAACGUCAAGUAUGGUAAACAGGAGCAGACGUCGCACGCUGCGACGUCGAAGUAUUGUCCGCACGUUCAGAAAAUGCAAAUGAGAGCCACUGAAAUGACCGACUAUGUCUAUGGCUUUGAAUUAAUUAACUGUGGAAACACACCGACGUUUGACACAAUACGUGGUCAUCAACGUCUCAUGUCUGUCGUUGACCUGACGUUGGCCUCGAACGCCGCUCUACCAAACGUCCGAAACUGGAGGGUCGAACAAGAAAUUAUAGUUAAUAGUGAUCACAACCCAAUUUUAUUUGACAUCAAUCUCGGAGAAGAGCUAAUGACAACCGACACGUUAUCGACGUUUAAGUAUAGGAGUGAAAAGGCCGAUUGGGACACAUUCACUGAAGUGUGCAAUAAAGGACUUUUGGAUGGUGACGUCAAUAUAUUAUCGGUAGAGUCUAUCACAGACGUCGGAACAUUGGAUGUUCUAGUCGGGCGUUUGACCGAUGCCAUUAAUGCCGCGUGCGCUGCGUCAAUGCCUUUGAGAAAGCGAGGCAAAAAGAUCUGUCCCUGGUGGACGUUAGAACUUGAAGAUAAAAAGCGUGAAGUUCAACGUUUGCGACGUCGGCUCCGGAACGCAAUAAACACACCCCCUACAGAAGCUAUUAAUGAAUACAAGAAGUGCAAAGAAGAGUACGCACAACUCAUAUCUGAUGAAUCAAUUAAGAGUUGGAAGGAAUACGUUGGACGCCAAGGAAAGGACAACGUCUGGUCCAACGUCUAUCGCAUUCUUAAAGACUCUCCCACUCCCCGCCCACCGACAACACUAUUAAUCAACGGAAACUACACAACAGAUGCUAAGACCACAGCCACAGCUUUACUAAACCAUUUCUACCCUGACGAUACGUUAAGUAAUGAAACACAACAACAAACCGAAGUUCGACGUUCGUCAUCAAUACUAAACGCGGACGCCACGGACGACGUUAUGUUCACUUAUGAUGAAAUACUCGAAGUGUUUGAUCUAAGAAUACGCGAACUUUCAAUGAUUGACGACGUCAAGACUACAGGCAUUUCACAACACAUACCAUCGGAUUCUGAAUAUCAAGGACGUGUAGACUUCCGAACGUUGGAACAUCCGGCAAAUCGUAUAACAGUUUCACACAAUGACGUUCAGACGUCGGACGCCGCCAAUGAUUUGGAAAGAGAUGUAGACAUUUCAAUAUAUACGGAUGGCAGUAAGCUGAACGGCAAAGUCGGUAGUGCGUUCGUGGUCUACGAGAACAGCAACAAAACCUCACAUCAUACUCAGAAACUCGGAAACGAUUGCUCUGUUUUUCAGGCCGAGCUGAUAGCUAUUAACGCCGCACUUCAAUACACGCUCAAACGUCAGACGUCAUCAAUUAGAAUAUUUUCGGAUUCAAAGUCGGCGCUUCAAGCGCUC
This is a messenger RNA of Medioppia subpectinata, 3624 nucleotides long. The record is from the annotation of a GenBank genome assembly. NCBI's taxonomy places the organism in Eukaryota, Metazoa, Arthropoda, Arachnida, Sarcoptiformes, Oppiidae.